Messenger RNA from Caenorhabditis remanei, 3678 nucleotides. RefSeq lists its product as uncharacterized. The transcript is spliced from 9 exons. Gene Ontology annotation, biological process: protein dephosphorylation. NCBI's taxonomy places the organism in Eukaryota, Metazoa, Nematoda, Chromadorea, Rhabditida, Rhabditidae. Bases 1 to 3678 code for a protein of 1225 amino acids. The record is from RefSeq and is a predicted model, not a curated record. Gene Ontology annotation, molecular function: protein tyrosine phosphatase activity.
AUGCAAUGUAUACAUUACGUGCUAGUCGUUGCAAUUCUUCUCAGCGUCAAUGGCGGCUAUUCCACAAACAUUGAUGCGUCAGUGAGCACAUCAUCAGCUUCUAAAACUCCGUCCGUUCACAAUAAUUUUAUAAAACCUACUCUUCAUGCAAUCCAUACUCCAUCCAACUUCUCCAACACUGCUCUAUCUGAUUCUGCAUCUGCUUCGGCAUCUCCAAAUUCAUCUCCUCCCAACUCUCGAUAUCCAUUUGAUUUGGGUAACUUUUUGAGUCAUGCUAAACGUGUCAAAAGACAAUCCAAUAAUCCAUUAUUCGGUGAGUUUCUGCAUAAAAUGUCUGUUAUUGCUCGUCUAGCAAACACUAUUCUGUUGCAAUCCGAUUUGAUAAACAAGACAGAAAUGCACUACAAAAUCGGAGAGCUUCUGAAUAUUGGACAACUGGAUAUAGUUUUUUUGAAAAAUAUGAACACGACUCACAUGUUGGAAUUUAUGGAGGUAGUGAACAAGACUAUAUCUGAGAUUGGAAAAGAUGUAAGUGAUGGAGAAAAUGCAGUAAUUUAUUUAUAUGAAAUGCAAAACUCAAUGAAAGAUCUGCCAGCAAUCGACAAGUUUCCGAGUAGAACUGAUUUCUCCAACAAAAUCAAUGAACUUCGUGAAAAAUUCGAAUGGGCCCAGUUUAACGAGUCAUGGCCGCCACUCAGAAAGGUUUCAACUGUUUUAAAUGCUUUGAACGGAUUUACUAAUGGUAGUUCGACAACAAAACAAAUGAAUGAAGACGUGAAACUGUUCACGAACGUGCUUGACUCGAUCGAAUACGCUAAACCAUUUAUCAUUGCAUCGAAUCAACACUUAACUGCUUUGAGUUCUUUCAAAGAUUGGAAUUUGGAAGUUAGAAGAUCAGUUAUGGAUCAACCGGAAAGACUUGUGUUCUCAUUAUACUUCAGAAACGAAUUACAAAAAAUGUUGAAUGCGAGUGUAGAAUCGAAAUAUUCCAUCAGCAACAAAUACAAAUUAAUAGAUGAUUUGAAAAAGAAUAUGCAAAACGUCGGAGAUGAUUUUCAAACAUUCAAAACGAAUUUCCUGCAAUAUUCUAACCAGCCGUCUGCAGAUCUCCGAGGAUUUCAAGCAUUAAAUCGGUUAUCAUCGGAAAUAAACGAGGAUUGGAUGGAUAAUGCACUGGGAAUGAACCAGGAAAGACGAAGAAAACUAAUUCAUUCUUUGAAUCCAAUUUUUGCACUGAAGAAUAAUUCAAAGUUGAGUAACUUUAGUUUAUCGACUGAUUACAAGACAGGGAUAGCUAUUGAGGAUAUGUACUUGAUCGCUGACUUCUUAAGAGAAAGAAAGGGAAAUAGUAAAGACUAUGAUUAUUCUUAUACUUUGGAGAGAUGUCUUAAGGAUGUUGGUGAGAUAGGUUGGAAUGAAGUGAGUGGUGCUUUACAGUCACCAAAGUAUUCACGCGAAGCGGCUGAACAAUUUUCAAUCUUGUUGGACACAAAGCUUCUUUAUGAAGGACUUCAACCGCUUAUUGAUGAUUUUAAUAGUGUCUCAAGUAUAAUUAACAAGUACAAGGAUUCACACAGUUCCGACCUACAGUUCAAAGUGCUUACACGUGUAUUCGAUGAACUGAAAACUAGUGGGAGCAUGGAAAAACUGAAGAAAUCGGUAGACAGACUGAUGGAGUUUUCUAACAAAUUUGAUGCAAGAGAGUUUCAAAAUAGCUUAUAUAGAUUUUUGACGUGGAACGAGGACUUAGAGGGCGCGAUGAAGUCAAAGUUCGCAAAUGAAGAAUACAAAUUUAAUAAAUGUUUCCGGGAUCAUGAACAUGACAUCAGCAUGGGAUACCACGAUGUUCGUCUUUUACAAAACUUAAGAAAUUUUGGCGAGGAGGGAGUGAAUCAUGUUAAUGCAUUUAUUGAAAAAUUGGCUGACAUGAAGAAGUUGAUUGACGAACAAGAAACGACGCUAAUAUUGAAGAACACUAAUUUCAACGUGAGCUGGGAAAAACUGAAAACGAUUGAUGGAGCAAUUGUGGCUAAAAUUGAUAAUGCUGUUGAAUCUGUUAAGAACCUAAUUGAAUUGAACAAAAUGGAGUUUGUGAACAAACCUGAAAAAAUGCGGGAUGCCAUCGAAUAUACGAAUUAUGGAGUGGACAAAUCGGGUACAAAAUUAGAAUUAGAACAGAAAUGGAAGUUAGGAACGGGCAAUUUGGCAUUUCGAAGCAGCUCCAAUUAUUUCAAAGAAGCACUUGAAAAAAUCAAUUUCCGAAAAAUGAAAAAUAUCUCGAAUGUUUCUGUUUUUUUCAAAGAGUUGGAAGGGAUUCCCAAUAUGAACUUCGAUUUCAAUUCUUUGAUCUCCGUUUUGAAUUAUUACAUUCCCAUAGAAUUGAACGAUACCAGAAGAGAAGGUUUAUAUCAAAUAAGAUCGGAAUUUAUUAAAAUCUCAUCGAUGGAUCUGGAUUUUGCCAAACACUUCAAGAGUGCGGCGGAUGCAUUCAAGAAGUUUGGUGAUUUCUUGGACAAUUGUUUUACUGAGGACAAACCAGAAGAUCAAGACAAAACAGCUAAUGCGAAAGCUGCUGCUAAAGCUGAUGAACAUUAUAUAUAUAUAAUCAUUAGUUGUGUUCUCUUUGUUGUCUUCGUAUCUGCUGUCGUAUCGUUCAUCAGCUGGAAAAAGAAGUGGCUGUGUUUCCGAAAAGAAGUCAUCGAAUGUGAAAUAAUUGAUAACGAACCAGCUGAAUACCCACCACCGCUCACUCAGGAUAUCAUUGUGAUUGUCAUUGUUAAUCAGAUUAUCAUAAGAACUCUUGUCAAGUUCGAGCAAUGGAUGCAACUUCUGAAUUAUGUCAAGUCGUCUUCAAAUUCUGAGGAACGAGGAUUUCCGUAUAUCCCACUUGACCCGAGGAAAUAUUUUGACCCAAAUAUCCGACUGAUGCCGUACACCGCCCUACAAAGUAUAAGACUCCACGGAAAUCGGUUUAGGACUAGGAUCGGGACAAUUUUCUAUGCAAUGCAGUCCCCAAUGGAAGCCACUAAUGAACACGACGACACCCGUGAAGAAUUCCUCGAAUUGAUAGUCAAAGACUCUUCAGAAUACAUCAUAAUGGCUCAAGACUCAAAUACCUCUGGCAUUUACUACCAUCAGGGAGUCGGCAGUGCGAAAUUCGGGCGGUUCAAUGUGAUGACUGAAAGUGAGACUCAAUUCGGUGGGAACUCUCAAAAUAUUGUGGUUCGCCAACUGAAGAUAACCGAUGGAAAGAAGAAAUUGACGAGAAGUGUGAAACAAUUCCAAAUCAAGAACUGGGCUCAAGGACAGCUGCUGCCACCGAUUAGUCACGCCGAGUUGGAAAUGAUUCUGACUGAGUGUAGCAGUAGUACUACCCCCGUGAUCGUGCACUCUCCAUCUGGCACCGGACCCACUAUGCUCAUCAUCGGAAUGGAAUACAUCUCGCGUAACAUGGAAUGCAACGAACAGAUGACUUUCGACGACGCCUUCAAACGAUUGGUCGACAAACGGUACUCCUCGUUUAACACUUGGCAAGAGAUCGGUUGGCUUCAGUGUGGAGUUGUCUACUGUCUCUCGGUUAGACAUGGAGUUGAACUCAGUAUCUAUCACCAGAUGAACAACUCCUACUUGGAUAUGGCUGUGAAGGGAAAUGGAUUGCCGAAGGGAGUUAAGAAUUAG